AUGACCAUCGUCCCCCUGGCCGCCCGCCAUCUCAUCGAGGUGGCGUGUGGUUCUGAGGAAGAUUCUCGUGCCUCGGUGUCUGCCCUCUCAGAAUGUGCUCGUUCUCUCGUCUGCCAGGAGGGUGUCGGACAAUCCUUCAAUCAGACGCUACUACAGCCAUUUCAGGCGAUCGUCUGUUCGGACCGGUGCUCGACGGAAACGCGGGCCCAACUCGUCGACACCCUCUCCGAAUUCGUCCACAAAAAGGCCGAUCGACUGGGGAGUGGGUGGAAACCGUUGUUUGGAGCAUUACGUGCUGUCCGUACCUCAGAUGGUGCUGAAGAGGGUCUCCACUGGACUGUUCUUGACGUGAUUUCCACGUAUUUGAGGCUCAACAAGUGCGCCGUGCUCUCGUGGUCGCUGCCAGAUUGUCUGCCGUGUAUCGUCCAUUUUCUGCAGGAAACGACGCCCGUGGAAAAGGAAGAGGGGGAGAAGCCGUCGAAAGUUCCGAUGGGCGUCCGUCCGUGGGAAGAAGCGGAAGCGCAUCGGCUGGCGGCCGUCGAGCUGCUCCUCGAGCUGGUCGAACAACUAGCCGGGGUGUUGAUCACGGCUGCCGCUUCUGUACAGGCACAACUAUUAUCGGCGCUACAGGAGCUGAUCUCGACCAUUCGCCAAUCGGAAAUUGGUCCCGCCCCGGCCGCCUUUUGCGUGUCUUCUCUGAUCUUACCGCAUAUACAGAAAUGGAUGCGCCGGAGUGGAUCGUCGCGGGACCCGGCCGUUCAACGAAAUAUGAGACACGCCAUUGGGAUCUGCGCACAGAUUGCCGUCGAUUUUAUCCAGUUGAAUCCGGGCGGUGCCUGGGAACUUCGCCUCCUCAGCGACACGCUACGUCUCGCCACCGAGUGCGCCGCGCAGCCGUCAGGCGCGUCGCGUGUGGGCGUCGCGUGUCUCCGUCACUUCGACACGGUCCUCGAGCAGUUCGAGUUCGCCCAGUGGACAAUCAUGGCCAAGGCCCUCUGGGACACGUGCUGCGUAACCCUGGCGCCACUCCGAUUGCUACUGUCGACAUUUCUGCCGGAUGGGAAUGACGAUGGAGGGGAUAUUGGACAUAUAGCUAGAGAUUUGGAUAAGAGACCGGGUGCCAGGACAAUGAUUGGAAGGCUCCUGAGGCUCAGGGAGGCCAACCUCUGCGGGCAGAUGACAAUCGCGGGAGCGGGGAAGAUGAACUGUUUGAUGGGGAUGGGAAUAGCGAGGAUGCGAGAAGGAGAACAGGCAACCCUUGAACACCUUGGUCGCCUCCUCUCCGCACUAAUGACACAGCUCGAACGCCUGGAGAGGGUUACGGUACGCCAGAGGAUUGCCGCGGAAACGAGAGAACAUCGAGAAGAGAAAUUCGUCUUUAUGCUCGUCGAAAAUGCCGACUUUGAAGAGAAGACGUAUCGGCUGGUUGGAGAAGAUCAGAUGGACGAGACGCUGAAUGAAUACAAAAAGCAGCGCCCGAUUGGCAUCCAGCCGAAACGAAUCGACGCGCGGAAGAACCCGUUCGUCGCCGCCAUUAAUGCGGAGCGACAGAGCGCCGAGUUGGAGGAGGCCCCUCCGCUGUGCCUCCUUCGUCUCGUCGCCUGGCGGACUGUCAUUUGUCUUCCAUUAAAGGGAUAUCUCAAAUUAUCGCAGACAGAUCGUCCGCUCUUCGACAAGGCACUUCCGCUUAUCCUCCCGUCACUCAAGUCCCUUCUCGUGGCCACGCCGGAUUUGGCCGUCCGCCGCCUGGCCCUCUCCUAUAUCGAGCUACUUGCCGAGAAA
This is a messenger RNA of Mesorhabditis spiculigera, 1782 nucleotides long. The record is from the annotation of a GenBank genome assembly. Lineage: Eukaryota; Metazoa; Nematoda; Chromadorea; Rhabditida; Rhabditidae.